Mustela lutreola (European mink) is the source of this 4468-nucleotide messenger RNA. It is a transcript of the gene SPRY3, whose product is annotated as sprouty RTK signaling antagonist 3. The record is from RefSeq and is a predicted model, not a curated record. Lineage: Eukaryota; Metazoa; Chordata; Mammalia; Carnivora; Mustelidae. Gene Ontology annotation, biological process: animal organ development; negative regulation of Ras protein signal transduction; negative regulation of MAP kinase activity. The coding region runs from base 602 to 1468 and encodes 288 amino acids. Gene Ontology annotation, cellular component: membrane; cytosol. The transcript is spliced from 2 exons.
AGAGGCGGAGGAGGAGAAGGGGAGGAGAAAGAGGCGGAGGAGGAGGGGGAGGAGAAAUAGAAGAAGGAGGAGGAGAAAGAGGAGGAGGAGAUGAACAACUUACCCCGCUGAGCUUUCUUUGGGGAAUACGUGCAUCAAGAUUGAGAUCUCCAUGUAAAAUCUAUACAAAGUAUCUGCCACUACAGGUCUGACUCUCCUCCCCACCCCCCACCUCGCACCACCGUUUCUUUUUUUUUUUUUUCUCUCUCUUUCUUUCUUUCUUUUUUCCUUUUUUUUUUUUUUUUUUUUUUUUUUUUUCUUUCCGUUUUCUCUGCUGUGUCAGAAAGACCGACACAGAACUAUCUGUUUCUGGCUCCACUGCCAGUGAAGGAGUUUUCAUUCAGACUUUCCGAAGAGAGGUGGAGAAACCUAAAGACUCAGGAGAAGAAGAGGUCUUUUGAGCCAAAUGGGGCUUUAGUUCUUCUGCUUUCCACAGCAUGGAUAAACCCUUUCCUCAAGGAUUUUCUGAUGUGCCCUAAGGUCCAUGUAACUAGAAGGGCUAUUUAUCACCACAAGUGCCACCCUGACCCCAAACCACUCAGAAGUCAAGAAUCAAAGGAAAAUGGAUGCCGCCGUGACGGACGACUUCCAACAGAUCCUCCCGAUUGAGCAGCUGCGCUCUACUCAUGCUAGCAAUGAUUACGUGGAGCGGCCCCCGGCCCCCCGUAAGCAGGCCCUCUCCAGCCCCUCCCUUGCAGUGCACACUCACAAGUCCGACUGGUCCCUGGCCACCAUGCCUCCUGCUCUUCCCCGCAGUCUCAGCCAGUGCCACCAACUGCAGCCCUUGCCUCAGCAUCUGAGCCAAUCCAGCAUCGCCAGCUCCAUGUCCCAGAGCACCACUGCCUCUGACCAAAGGCUCUUGGCCAGCAUCACGCCCUCACCUUCAGGCCAGUCCAUCAUCCGAACCCAGCCCGGAGCAGGGGCCCACCCAAAGGUCGACGGUGCUCUGAAGGGAGAAGCUGAGCACUCCGCAGGGCACUCCGGGGAGCACCUCUUCAUUUGCGAGGAGUGUGGGCGCUGCAAAUGUGUCCUCUGCACAGCGGCUCGUCCUCUCCCCUCCUGCUGGCUGUGCAACCAACGUUGCCUUUGCUCUGCUGAGAGCCUCCUCGACUACGGCACAUGUCUCUGCUGCGUUAAGGGCCUCUUCUACCACUGCUCCACCGACGACGAAGACAACUGCGCCGACGAGCCCUGCUCCUGCGGGCCCAGCUCGUGCUUCGUCCGCUGGGCAGCCAUGAGCCUCAUCUCCCUCUUCCUCCCUUGCCUGUGCUGCUACCUGCCUACCCGUGGAUGCCUCCGUCUGUGCCAGCAGGGCUACGACAGCCUCCGGCGACCAGGCUGCCGCUGUAAGAGGCACACCAACACUGUGUGCAGAAAAAUCUCUUCUGGUAGUGCACCAUUCCCCAAGGCCCAGGAGAAGUCCGUAUGACCUUCCCACAACACGGAGCCAGAGCUUUCUCCUUCUUGCGCCCGUUAGGAAAGUGCAGGCCUCAUCUCUGGAGAGGGGGAGAAGGAGUAAAGCAGCCAAAGUUAGGGCCUCACCAGUUUUGCUCCUGCAGUGUCAGGGAAUGGCCGAGUACAUCCUGGCGCAGGAUGCCUUGUUCUUUCUCACAGUAUCUAUCCCACUUUUCUUCAAACUUCUUACACCUGGCCAUUUUAGCCAUGUGGCUGUCCUGGCAAAUUCAGGUGAUACAUAGGCAAGAGAUUCGGACACGGAGGACUGACAGAGCCAGCAACGUGGAGGGUUAGGGGCUCCCCAACAUAAUGCCUCUUGAUGCAGGCUCUGAGCAUCCCUCCACUGUCCACAGUGCCUUUGGAAACUCUCUUCUAAGACGGUUUUCAGGGGUGCAUGUGGAACAGUGUUCGAUAUUCCAGGGAAUCCGACCCCUUCCCCCUGUUUACUGCCCUUCUCUUCUCUUGUUCUUCGUUCCUUCCCCCUUCAUUCCAGCUUGAUUCUUACUUUUCAUUCCAUUUCUUUCUCCCUCCCUUCCUCUACUGCUUUCCUCUCUCUCUUUCAGACUGACCCGUUCUCUACUUGUAUCUCCAUCUUGUUUGAUCUAUCUUUGUCUCUCUCUACCUGUCCUUUCUCAACUACGUCCAAAAGUGCUGUUUUUCCAUAGGUGUUUCCUUUGACGCCAAACUUUGCUAUGCUAUACUAUUUACUAAAUUUUAUUAAGGGAAAUGGAUUACUGUAAUGAACUGAUCACUAGCAAUAGUCUAUAUCCUGACAUGUGUGUGUGUGCUCAUAACCACACUCACCUGUUUGUGAACACACGAGGCAAAAAUUAAUCUUACAUUUCCAGGUUUAACGAGCUGGAGUUUUACUCCCUUUCCCAAUAAUCGACUUAUAGUACUGACAGAUUCAACUAGCAUGCAGAGUAGGAUAGUAAAUCAGGAUGCUCAUAACUUUGUAUGUCUGACCCAAGUGCCAAAGGCAGACGUGCUUUAUAGCUAAAUGAACAAAGCAAGGGAUAUUACAGAGGUCUGUUCUCUCUUAGAAGCUAACUGCCCUGAGACUGCAUGGCUCAGGCCUUAAUUAUGGACAUAAAAAGUCAUAAAACUUUAGAGCUGGAAGGAAUCUUAACUGUUAAUCUAGUUCAAUGCCCUUAUUUUGCAGAUGGGAAAACUGAGGCCUGGAGAUAGGAAGGCCACACACUGAGAUCAUAGCAGGGUUGAGACUGGAAAAAAAGUCUUCUGACUUCUAGUUCAAUAUUCUGUACUCUACAUCACAUUAGGACAUGGGACUUUUCUCUUAGGAUUCUAUUAACAGUGACAGAAAGCCAUUGUCAUUCAAUUUUUCUGGAACCACGCCAAGUUAGUGUGGUGGUCUUUAUGCAGUGCAUAGUGGGUAGCUAAUUAACUAUCAGGUGUUGAGGCUGCCCGCAGUGGACAUCUCCUUUGACUUUGUCACCUGUAGAAGCUCCAGUGUGCAAAACAAAACAAAAACAAAACAAGGAAUCCCUAACCAAGCUCUAUCUUCGCCUACUUUUUGCUGCACAUGUCGUGCUCGCUCCUGGCUUUGUCUGCGAUGGCAAUUGCCUGAGAACCUAAAUUUCAGCAGCUGGAAAACUGAGAUGAAUGACAUAUAAAGCAGAGAACUGACUUCUCUUUUAAAAAUAUACCAAGAGCCUGUGUUGUGAAUCCACUUCAAUGGGAAAAGGCUGCACUGGGGAUGGCAGGCUCCUAAAGACUCAAGAAUUAGAUCCAGUUUCCCUCUGUAAGUGAGUCCAAAAUUCACUGAGGAAUUCAGAGAUUGAGGGCACUUGCUUGAAAUCAAGGUGCUCCAACUUAGUUUAAGACUUCCAGACUCCAACUUUAUAGAUCAUAUCUUUUAAAGUGUGCAUGGAUGUGUACUGCAGAGCGGCGAGGUGGGAGAAAUGUAUAGUCAUACACAGGGGGAAGAGGGAACAUCCACAUCCCUUUGUUGGAUAUAUGCUAUAGAAAUAUGUGCCACUCACUUUGUGUUGGUUCUGAAUCUUCCUGAAGUGUACUGACACAGCCCCAUGCUUUCACUUUCGCCUCCUCUUCUAGAAUUGCUUUGCUCUAUUUUUGUAUAUAUAAAUAUGUUAUGAUGAUUAUUAAUAAUGUUAAUGAUAUUGCUGCAAAUGGUGCCAUAUAUAAGGUUUGGCUUCUUGGAACAUUAUAAACCCAAACCAAUACCUGUAACCUCUUAAGUUGCUUUCAGAUCCUUCCAUUUUAAGUAACUUUUUAAAAUCUUAACGAGUCUGCCUGAUUGAACUUUGACUUAUCUACUCCUAAAAGCUGUGCCCAGCUCUCUGGCUGGAUCCAGCUGGAUAGUGAUGAGUAGCAACACACCCUUCUCCCCGCUUAUGCCUGAAAUUUGCUUAGAGCUGAGAUAUAUAAGGGUUCUAUGACACUAGUGCAUUGUUCCUGGAGCUAAAUUUAUUCUAUGGAUGUUUGCUUAUUAGUUUCAGGGCCCAAAACAACACAAGUCCCUCCUCCUUCAUAGCUCCUUGAUAUCCCAAUCCUGCAGUCCUUACUCAGGCAAAUUGUGCACUGCCAGAGGGGCCCUGGGCUCUGCCAUACACCCAGAAGAGCUCUUCUCAGUGUAUUUCUAAAUGGCCUUACACUUGGUAGAAGAAACUGAAGGGUUACUCAAUGCAAUUGCAAUGUGCAAUCUGCUGCUGAGUCAGGGCUUUGCCUUGUGUCCAAGUUGGCCUGAUACGGGCUGCAUCUGGUUUACGUAUAGAUGGGUCCUUUUGGGGUAUGUGUACAGACGUGUGAGUGUGCAUAUGUACCCUUCUGUGAAAUUUUAUGUAUAUAUAUAUAUAUACACAUAUAUGUUUGUGUAUAUAUAUAUAUGUGUGUGUGUGUGUGUGUGUGUGUGUAAAUAUAUAUAUUCACACAUCUCUAUAUAUUUUAAUGUAUUGCACAUGUAUAUUUAAAAUAUAUAUAAAAGAAGUCUAAA